AUGGAAUCUACUGAUUAUUGUGUGCCUAAUAGUCAACAUAGUGUUAUUUCGACGGAUUUGGAUACUCGCGCACGGGACGUUACUAAUCUGUGUGCUGCAUGUGAGUUAAGAAACAGUGAUUCAUCUCGGUCGACUGGUGGUUUGCAGAAACUGAAACGCUGUUCCUCAUUAGAAGACGAUAAUGAGGCCACCGUGUCCUCCGAAAACGUUAAUUUUACAAAAAGCACGGGUGCUGAUGAUCUUGGGCUUCAGUUUGACCAAAACCCUCAAAACAUUCACCCUGAACUACUUCAACAACUUAUCCUCCAGACCUUGCCCGAAACACAGCCAACUAGUCAUUCAGUGGGUCAAACACCCUUUGAUUCACAGGAGCAGCCCCAUCCUCACGUUUGGCGUGACCAUUCUACUUCUAACGUGGGUGGUAUUAUUCGGUUUAUCGUACCAUUUGAGGCUACGAUUAAUCAAGAUUUCCCGCAAUCGGUUUUACUUACUCCAUGCAUGUCUGGUGGUACAUAUGGUAUACCAAUACAACCAUUUGUCCUGUCAACUAAGCUCUUACAUUUACCACAAGACAGGUCAAAUAUACUUAACGUUGAUGAUAUCUCCCAUGGAACCAACAGGGAAGCCAAUACAGAUCCGCAGAUUUCCCCUCAACUGGCUCUAGACCAGAAAAAUGCGAUUUUGAAUGAAAUGGCCAAAACACCGCACCCAGGAUUCAUUCUACUUAGUAUUCGACAUGAAAAGAGAGGCAACGAUCACAGUGCCAGCCCCGACUGUUGCGCAUUCACACCGAACAUCAAAAUGAAUUCCACGGCAACCAGAAAGUUCUCUCGACAGCGAAGUAGAAAGCCGACACCAGUUGGAGUAAAUUCUGGAAAUUCCCUAUGUAGGAAGUUUGAAGUGACUACUGUAGAAACUAACGAUGGUCCCCAGCUAGACCAAAAGCCAUCACAUUCUCCCCGUUCACGCUUUAGAGUUACUCGAAUUGCUGAUUCAAGCAGUUGGUGGAUUCCAGACCGCACCGCAAUGGUCAUUUGUGUUCACGAUCUCAAGACUUCAAUGAUACCAGAUUUUGUCCAAAUUCAGGCGCAAAAAUUGAGUUCCCUUCAACCGAGCACAGAGUAUUCAUAUGAUGAACUGAAACACACCUUUUGGAACUGUCUAGAGCCAAAAUAUCUUCGAAGCUAA
Messenger RNA from Mesocestoides corti, 1188 nucleotides. NCBI's taxonomy places the organism in Eukaryota, Metazoa, Platyhelminthes, Cestoda, Cyclophyllidea, Mesocestoididae. The record is from the annotation of a GenBank genome assembly.